Molecule: messenger RNA, 1059 nt
Organism: Lentinula edodes (shiitake mushroom)
Lineage: Eukaryota; Fungi; Basidiomycota; Agaricomycetes; Agaricales; Omphalotaceae
Exons: 4
Coding region: 1-1059 (352 amino acids)
Source: RefSeq, a predicted model, not a curated record
AUGCCCACUUGCAUUGCAACCUGCCAGAAAUCGUUCUCUAGCUCGAACUCACUUCAACAACAUCAGCGAAUUUGCAAACAUUAUGCCAGUGAUUUCGAGGCAGUAGUUGCAGCCCAUGUGAGCAAACGUUCAUCCGAAGGAAGCAUAGAUGGGCAAACUUCGAAAACACUUGGCGCAGUCAAAAAACGCAAAGUUCCCUUGAAGAAGACUGAUGCUGCUGAAUUUGAACCGGCUCCUCAAAGCCUGGUGUCUGAGAAAAUAAGCUCGACUGUCCCACCGCUUCUUUCUCCUUCCCCACCUCCUGCACCCUUGCCUUUGCUUAAUCGGGCUGGACGGCCCAUGAGGAGUGCUGCCAUUCCAGCUCCACCCUGUGAUGUCUUACCACAAGCACCUCCAGCUGUUCUCGAUCACACGGUAGUUAUGGAGUCCAAUGAGCCAACCCAUCACUGGCCUUCAUAUGAUCCUGAUGCUUUCGUUUCACUGGAUGAUCUUUCGAAACAAACCCGCACCAGUAUCCCUCUGCAGCCACAGCCUUCUAGUUCUAGUUCAGGAUCCAAGUCUAACCCAUCGGAAGGGGAAACUACUCGGCUUGUUGAGGAAGUUCUCAUGGCACCUGAUUUCAAUGUCGAGGAUCUCGAGGGCUUUAAAGCACACCGAGAGAAUUUACGAGCUGAUAAAGCUAAGUUGCCGGAAUCAUCCAAUUAUCUUGCUGGUUUUGAGACAGCCAGUGUGGAUAUACGUGUACCGUCAGGUCAACAAAAUGUUCCCUCGGAAACAUUCUCUGUUCCAGGCCUUCACUACCGACCACUUCUUUCAGUGAUUAGGGAGGCAUUCUCAGGUCCUUUAUCCGACAAAAUACACUUCUCACCUUUCAAGCUUUUCCACCAAUUGCCAUUGUCAAAUGAAGAAAUCCGUGCACACGGCGAGUUGUAUACAUCUGACUCCUUCAUACAAGCUCACGAUAAAAUCCAACGUGUCCCUCUUCCCCCUGAUGAAUCUGAUUGCAAGCUUGAGCGAGCUGUUGCUGCGGUUAUGCUAUGUCGGAUGCCACUCAUGUAG